AUGUAAUACAAUUAAAAAGAUGUUAUGAAAGGUUUAUAAUAGUUAAUGAUUAUUUGGAACGAUCCUGAAUAUAAAUAAGAUAUUAUUAUAUUGAGUAACUUGCUACUUAAAUUUGUACUUAUAAAAUCUACGAUGUUCUGCUAAUUAAUUUUAAAUUUAUGCUUUAAUCAGUUUUUUGGAAGCAUUCUUUUUACAAUCUCAAAAUCAAGAUAUAUUCUCACAGAAGUUGAAUAAAUUUUCGCUGUUUCUUUAGUUAGAAAAUUGAUAUAUGCUGGAGUAGAUUUUCAUCCAGAAUUGAUAUUAAAUUUAAAAUUUGUGUUUGAAAUUAUGAUUAAAAGACGAAUGCUUUUAUUUUCCAUAAAGUCUUCAUUCAUUUUUAAUUGA
Paramecium sonneborni is the source of this 384-nucleotide messenger RNA. NCBI's taxonomy places the organism in Eukaryota, Ciliophora, Oligohymenophorea, Peniculida, Parameciidae. The record is from the annotation of a GenBank genome assembly.